Messenger RNA from Ciona intestinalis (vase tunicate), 2265 nucleotides. Its product is annotated as glycerophosphodiester phosphodiesterase domain-containing protein 5-like. Gene Ontology annotation, molecular function: phosphoric diester hydrolase activity. Gene Ontology annotation, biological process: lipid metabolic process. The record is from RefSeq and is a predicted model, not a curated record. NCBI's taxonomy places the organism in Eukaryota, Metazoa, Chordata, Ascidiacea, Phlebobranchia, Cionidae.
GUAAAAGCAUAAAGAUGGUAAACUGAUAGAAAUGCUGAUUAAUAAACAUGACAUGGCAAAGUAUGACACAGCAAGUUACUUUAUUUAUAUUAUUUGUAUGUUCGCUUGGAUGGUACAGCGUCAGUAACGAUUAUGUCGUGUUUGAUAAUUCUUUGUUCGACUACGUGCACAUUUGGAUGUGCUGGUCACGUAUUAUCCACUAUCUGAUAUCCAGUGUUUUCAUCUACCUUUUAUAUGCCUACUCAUACAGCCAAGUUUGUAAUGUUAAAACAACUCGGUUUCAAAACGUCCUUUUCAAUCUCAGUGCACUUAUUGCCACACCAGGCUUUGCCGCUAUUAUUCUUAUAUGGAGCCCAGAACUACAAACUGUAAAACUAUUCUUCCAAUUCUUUUCCCCAUGCAUCCAUCUCUCCCUAAUGUUGUUUAGCACUCUGUUACUUUGCUGCAAUAAAAAAUCAUCAGUCUUUAAAAGAAAUUUCACAAUCCCUUUUUUUUCGAUACUUUUCUUUACGAUGUUAACAUUUUUCAUUCACCCUCGAUCCCCAUGUGUGUCUGAUGUUGCUGUAAAUAGGACAAAGCCUUUAAUAUUUGGACACAAAGGUUUUCCAAUGAUUGCACCUGAGAACACUGAACUAUCAUUUCAACUUUCACUUGAAUAUGUUGACGGUUUCGAAACCGACGUCGCAGUUUCCUACGACGGCGUUCCAUUUCUUAUACACGAUCGGACUUUAAAACGAACAUCAAACGUAGAAGACGUUUUCCCUGAUCGUAAGCAUGAGCGUGCUGAGAUGUUUACAUGGGGAGAGUUGCAGAAACUUGACGUUGGCACUUGGUUUAUAAGAGAUCAUCCUUAUCAUAUUUUCCCGAGCAAUUACCCUGAGGAAAUUAGGCAAAGGAUUAAACAGCAGAAACUGAUGUCUCUCAACCAGUUAGCUGUUUUAGCUGCAGAACAUGGGAAGUAUAUGAUAUUUGAUCUAAGAAUGCCACCGAUGGGCCACCCACAUGCAUAUAAUUACAUCCAUGUGAUUAUAGAUGCGGUAUUAUCAUCAGGGAUAAAACAGUCACAAGUGUUCUGGGUGUUGGGCCCAUAUGCUGACUAUGUUACUUCAAAAGCACCGGGUUUUAAUCUUGUAUAUGGCGCUAAAGUAAAUCAUUUUUCAAAAUACACAAUGUCAGGGCUCAUAUUGGAAUACAACACUGUCAGUGGGGAAGAGAUACAAAGUUAUAAAGAGAAACAAAACAUGGAUGUUAUAUUAUACACCUCUUCAACAGAAUGGACAUUUUCCCUUGCCUGGUGCCAAGGUGCAUUUGCCUACAUAUCUGAUGACCCUAAAAUACAUUCACAACUAAACAAACCAAUCUUUUUAUUCACUGUAAGAGAGUACAACAAUAUCUGGCGAGUGUGUUUCAUAUUUUGCUGUAUUUGUAUAUUUUUGUCUUCAUAUAUCCGAACUAAUACUUAUUUUAAACCCUCAAGAUAAUUGAUAUUUUUCUAAGUUUAAAUAAUAUAGGCUGUUGCUAGUAGGUUGUUAUUACACUUGUUUUCUAAAUCAGCUCUUCCAGGCUUAACAGCUGUCCGUGUCGUUCUUCCUGACGAAGAGGACUUGUUUGCGAUGUUGAAACAUUAGUUUGCAAAUAAAUGCCAGAAUAGCUGUUUUAGAAAACAAAUGCUUAGUUUAAGCCACUUUUCUUCUAACUGAAUAUUGUUAAAAAUAAUACAAAUAAAUAUAAAAAUAAUACAAUAUAGAAACAGGUUAUGAAGCAUUUUUCCCAUCUUUUUUUUUAACUUCUAACUUGCUUUUGUUGACAUUUUGUGUUAAAAGCCACCCUAAGAAGCUGGGCAAAUGGCAAUGUUUAUAAGCUUAGUUGUUUACAAAGUAAAGGUUUUCAUUUAAUAUGUAGUGAACAGAACUUUUCAUCGCAAGAUUUUAUUUUGAGCCCGUUGGUACAAAUUUGUUUUUUCUUUUGCAAGAGAUUAGUUGGGAAGUAAAGUAAAUAAUACAACAAAUAUAUUUUAUUGUUUAAAAUAUAUAAUGAAUGUUUGAAAGUAAUAAUAACACAGCUGAUAUAAUACUGCAGUAUAAUACACCACUACAUCAGUAGUUGACUUUUAUAAUAGUGUUACUGUUAUUUUUGUCUUCAUAUUUUAUUGUUACCAGUAUAUUCCAGACCUGAAUGUAACAAAUACCUUGAUUUGGUAACUAUGACAUCAUAACUACUAUGAGUAUAGUAGCCUUUUGUUUUUGCACUGUUAAAAUAAUGCUA